UUGCAGAGCACUGACUGAGUCAGUAUGUUCCAGGGUGAACACACACUCAUAAUGGGUUGCCGAGGGCGCUAGGCAACAGAAAGAUGCAACAGGAGCCUGAACAGAGCAGGGUGGCAGCGACUGGCCAGCCCUGACCAUGGCCAGCGGGUACCAGUUAUGGGCACCCUGGUCCCCACUGGAUGAGUCCCUGCAAUGGUUGCGAGGUGCCGUGCCCAGGCCCAGCAGCACCAAACACCCUUUCCGGGGUGGUCAAAGCCCAGCCACCACAACCGAUCUGGAGGUGCAGCUUUGCUUCCAGGGGCUCAGCCUGGUGCUGGAGUCCAGUGCUAAGACAGGAGCUGGACUAUCACAACCAUCUGCAAUGGCCGGAGAUACCAAAGGGUGCAGUGGGGCUGUACGCAAGCCCCAGGCUGUGCGGCUCACUGGGCUUGACUCAGUCUUUGGGCACCUUGUGACGGCUCAACCCCCACACUGGACUGGCUCACUGCGGGUCUCGGAGCGCUCUGCCUUCUGUCAAGUCAUAAGCCCCCAGCAGCACAGGCCCCAUGGGUUCCAGGAGCCACAAGUGCGCAUGGCCAUGGCCAUGUGCCGCCAAAUGCUGCAUGCUAUCCUCCUGCUAUAUGCUGCCUACAAAAAGUGUGCCUUUGCUCUACAACAUUCCCGCUAAGAGCCAUCCUGGUUGGGAAAGGGUGAGGCAGUUUGGAUUCCUUGACCUGCCUAUGAGACAACCUCAAGCUCGCACACAUGCUCCUUCUCCCUCCGUGAUACCAACUCAUUAUCUUCAUCUACAUGUGCCUCAGAAGUGAACCUACUUCCCUGUUCCUGGAUCAAACAUCUCCUGCUCUCCAUUCCUAAGCUAAAUUUCUCCCAUCAAGAGGAAACAGACUUUUUUCCUUACUGGCAUCAAACUAUAAGGCAAAGACGCAGACUGGAAUUCAAGCCUCAGAUUGUCAAGAGCUGAAACCAAUCAUAUUGUCAACAUAACCUUGCAAAGAAGAGACCACAAGUUGUCAUUCAUAAAUACUUUGAGCCUAUCCUCUGGCAGCAUCCAGCUCAUGAAUGGAAGGAACCGAGAAAAUGAAGAAAAUGUUUUUGAAAGCUUUCAUAUGUCAAUGAAUCAAGGAUACAGAGACUCAGAUCAAAUGAGUUUACAUACAUCUUCACUGAGAUAAUAUCUUCAGAGAUGAAGACAUUAAUAACCAUUCAGUGGAAAGAUAUUUUUCCAAAAGGUGCCUACCUAUCAUUUUCAACAUGUAACUGCACUCUAGAUAAAAACUACAUAAAGAGCAACAAUAUUUUUAAAAUGUCCAUACUCAUGAAGCAAACAGAUGGCACAUUUUCAGUCCAGAAGAAACACUCUUAUACUACAGAAUGAAGCAGAAAACAAAUAUAAACAAAGCCAAAUUAUUCAGGAAAAUACACUAAAAUUCAGUGUAACUGAAUGAAUUUCAGUGAUGAAAUAUGUGUGAAACUCAGACUGCAUGAAAAUUUGUUGACUAACAAUUGAAAGAAAGUUUGAGUCAUUCUGAAUAAAAUAUCAUUUACUACUAGUAAAUGAAAUGCACCACUUGCCUGGCCAUAAAGCUAUAUUUGACAAGAAAAUGAAAUUACGAAAUUACAAAAUUACAAAAAACAAAACAAAACACUUUUCUGUGCUACCAUUUUUAAAAUUAAACAACAAUCUUUAUUUGACUGACCCAGUGGAUGAAGGCUCCAGUAACUGGAAGUUUAUUAUACAAAGUACCAAGUGUGUGUGUGGUGGGGGGGAUCUCUUAUUUUUUUUCUAGAAAUCAGCUUGAAAACAAUCUUUUAAAAGACCAAAUUUUUUUGUUUUCAGAUAAUGACAAAAGAGCUUGAAAAUGCAAGACUGAAAGCUGCACAGUCCCCAAAUCAAAAGUUGUUCUAUUAAUCACAUUUAAAUAGUUUGAGCACUGAAGUCUAAACCAGGCACAGCUCUAAUUUCAUGGCUAUAUGACAUUUACCUCAAAUUCAGACACACUGAUUAAAAAAAUCUAUGCAAAUGAUUUUUAAAACAGAGCUACAGAAAUACCAUUAUGCUGGAUCCCAAAAUGGAAUUAAAAUGAGUGCAUUUUUUUAAUCCAUGCAACAAAGAGGUGCAGUUUCUGUUAAAGCAUUGUGGAUUCAUUCUUCAAAAAGCUUUUCAUCUGCCUGCUGCUUAAUGAGCAAGAUUCCCUCUUUCUUUCUUUUUAGACAAAGCAAUGAAAACAUUUAUGAGAAGACUCAAAGCAGAAGUCUAAAUGUUAUUCUUUUUUGUCUGGGUGUAUGUUCAAAAAAUGACCUUCAUGCCCAAUAUGCUACAUAGAGAUUUGCCAAUAAGCACCUUGAACCCAAGUUGACACAAAUUAUUCAAACAUUUAUUGCUUCAAAGGAGGUGGGCAAGUGUGUGGGUGUUGUUGGUUUUUUGCACCUUUGUACGAAAGAGCAUUUCUAUCUAACAGUAUAUCAAAAUUCUUCCAGAGCUAAAUUUCUACUGAGUAGUCAAAGACAUGGGACUUUGUAGUCUUUUGGUAGCACCUACAAGAAAGUUUCUUCAGCAUCAUACAAUUGAAAACAAGCUAUCCAUGUUAAAAAGAGAUUAAAGAUCAUCAGUCAGGCUGACUCAAAUUCUGCAUUAUGAUUGACUUAACAGCGUAUACAAAUUAGGACUUCUAUCAACAACAGGCAGACACAACUUACUGUAAAAGUGCUGGUUGGCUUUGUAACUUAAAGACACUUAUGAAUCAACCAAAAGAAAAAAAAAGGGGGGGGGACCCUUCCAUUGGCCUGCAUCAGAAUACUCAAAAGUUAAACUGUAGUUCUUCCACACUGAAGUGAAGGAAGGAGUUUAUAAUCAAACUAAAGUAAGGUCUUAGACGUGUUGCAUUUUAUACAAAUAGCCUCAAUGUGAAAAGCAAUAUGGCUGGAUUGGACCCAAGGUACACAUCAUUCUGAUUUCCUUUGUGACUUGAAUUCUGAGAAUAAUAUUCUCUCCAAUCGUUUAUAAGUAACAGAAAAAGAGUUUAGCUUCAGAACUAAUAGUGGAUGUUCACUGCUUGGUACGUGUAUGCUUUUGUUUUUGGAAGACAAUCCUCACUGCUGAGAGACGAGUGCAUACCGCUUGCUUACAGCCAAAGAAUAUGAACUAUAAUUCUUGAACAUUAGAUUUAAAGGGGAAACUGUUGUCUAUGACUAUAAUUAUCAGCUGAAUCGAAGCACUCAGACUACAAAGUAUAGGAAUUGCUGCUAUUCACCAGCUUUGCAAGGUGAUAUUGACUAGCUGCAGAAUAUGGACCCAGACAACUAAAUACACCCUUUGACUUUACAUACCGAAAGGGUGUUUAAAACCCUCCAACUUUCCCUAGUUUCUCAAGAAACCAAACUUUGAUCGUAAAUGAAGAUGGAGGCCAAUUACAGUAUUCAAAGAAACAUACAUUUUGACUAAAAAAAAAGCUCCAAACAAGCAGCUGCAAUGAUUGGCUUACACAAGGUUCAGAUCUGUGGCAGAGAAAUCAGAGACUGACUUACCAUGCAAAGGAAUGUAGGCAACUGAAGCAUUGCCCAUGCUGCUGCACACAUGUACGCACUACUGAUGGGGCUGUGCUCAGCUGCAAGGCAGCAGAGCCCCAUCAUAAAUGCUCUGGGAAUGCAGUUGUAUGAUACAAUGCCCAUUGGAAAUAAUGGGCAUCACAUCACACAACUGCAUUAAUGGAGCACUUCCAUCAGAAUCCUGCCGCCCUGCAGUCCAGCCCAAUUGGCAGUGCUUACACAUGUUGAGGGGCAUGGGCAGUGCUCCUGCCGCCCACAUUUCCUUGCAUAAUGUCAGCCACUGUUCUUUCCAAAGUGGUUGCAGCUGAUAAAGGAAAUUAAUUUGCAGAGGAGGCAUCUUUGCCAUGCCUUGCUAUAUGCAAAGUAAGCAACAUUCAAAUAGACAUUGCAUAAAAGAAGCUUACAAUAAGCACAUUCAAGUAAUUGCGGGUUUGUGCCUUGUAUUUAAACAAUUUUUUUUAAACCCAUCAAUUUUAUCACCCAAUGAAAGAGAUGGGUAAGUGGAUCUUGAGACUAAUAUGAAAAACAUACAUUUGACACAACCAGUUUACCACCAAUGAAUGCAACGUACACAUAGAAAACCUCUGUGUUAACAGCAUUUGAAAGGGGGAAACGCCCUUCUGUUGGGGUUUCCUUCCAUUAAUGGAACCAGCUUUUGGAAAAUGUAUCUUUGUCUUGUAACAGUCAAAGCAAAUUGUACAGAUUUACAUCCAUGAUACAGUUUAUUUUAAGUGAAAAUUGCAUGCUGUUUGGAAAAAUAUUAAAAACCCAUAAGGUCCA
Molecule: messenger RNA, 4326 nt
Organism: Hemicordylus capensis (graceful crag lizard)
Lineage: Eukaryota; Metazoa; Chordata; Lepidosauria; Squamata; Cordylidae
Product: FANCD2 opposite strand protein-like
Exons: 1
Coding region: 137-667 (176 amino acids)
Source: RefSeq, a predicted model, not a curated record